UUCAUAGUAGCGCACGCAAAUUGCAGGUAGUUUUCUAGUUGUUAAUAUAUUACAAUGCGACGCAGGUGGUGUUACACAGUAGAGGGCUUACAAGUCAAAGGAAGCCGCACCCAAUAAUAUAAAGAUCUCCUGUAAUCAGAACUAGAUUCCCCUUAUUAACUUUAUUAAUUACAUAUACGAAAGAAAUAAGGCGUUUGUGGUGAUUGAGACACAUACACACCAUAAGUUGACAAUAUGCCAAUGAUCUAGUCUGAUUCUAAUUAUUGUCAAAUAUAGGCGGGACCCUUUUACUAAAGAAAUAACAAAACUACAGCUGAAGUGUCUCAAACUACAAAGGAAAAAGAGAAAAGGGCCACUUUUGUUUCUCAUUUUUAUUCUUCUCUAUGUUUAUAGGUAAGAGUAAGUCCUAUCCUAUCCAUGCAUAUUUCGAAGAGGGAGGAGAAUAUGAAAAAAUUGUGGUAAACGUCUUUUUUCUGUCAUGAACUAAUUGGUUGACAUGCACUAUCCAAUUUUAUAUUAACGUCUUCCUGUGUCAUGCUAACUAUUUUAGAUCAUGUCACUUUCUCAUGAUUCUGAAGUUUGGAAAAAAAAAUAAUAAUUAAAACCUAGUACAGUGGUGGAGACAUAAUUAGAGUUUUAACAAUGAGACUGGUUUGCCAAAUAUAUAUAAGAGAAAAGGGUAUUCUAUAGUCUAGCAAUGUGAUUCAUUCCCCACACCCUUUAUACUUCGGAACAAAGCUGAACAUGUAUCUUCUCUUCAAUGGAAGAUUGACAAUAAAGUAUGGAGAAGAUUCUAAUCAAACUGUUAAUGUAAGUUUCGUUCUUUUCUUCUGUCUUUCCCCCUUAUGAUCUAAGGUUCAUCACGUAGCUUUAUCCAUUUUAUACUUCUUCGCACCCUCUUCCAUUUAAACAAGGAAAAAUAUGAUAAUUUGGUUGGAGUUGACCAUUUUUUGUGUUUAUUAUACACUUAUUCACUUCUAGUCAACUAUUUAGUAAUGUUGCUCUCCAUUUCAUCUCAUUCAUUUCAUUUAGUUUUCUUUUUUCCCCGUCUCGAUUUUUUUUUUUUCUUUAUUUUCUUUUUGACCAAAAACUAAGAUACGGUAACAAUUGUGUUUUUGGUUUAAUAUCAUCUGCAACAUGCAUGCCCUAUUGUAAGAGCUUUUUAAGGAUACUUAAGAUUUUGUUUAUCUUUAAAGAUUGCCCUGAUAAUGAUGUGUGAAACCAUGGAUUUUAACUUUUAUGCUGUCUGUGACUAAGUCAUUUAGAAGAAUUGAGUUUCCUCUUCCAACAAUUUAAUAUGCAACUGAAAUUCACAGGUUUCACUAUUCCUUUCACCUAAAAGAAACGAUCCUCUUUAAAGCUUUCAACACUCAACUUUCUUUUUUCUUGCUUCCCCGGUUCCCUUCUUUCCCCACAUGACUUCUUAUGGUUUAGAUAGCCACAUAAUUUGAUUGCUUGAAUCAUGUGCUCUCUUUCAUCUAAUUGCAGAUAUAAGCUGGGGACUGAAACCAUAACAUUUCCUUUUGUCUGAACGCUAUGGCUUCUUGUACAUCAAAAUAUAUUUCUUGAUGAUCUUGAAUUGCCAAAGUUCAAACUAGACAAAGAAAGUUAUAUAUUCAAGCUUACCUCCAUGAUGGAUAGGAAAAUUGCACCCAAGCUCAGAUCCAAGAAGCCUGAAAGCAACAACACAGGAAGAACUUUGCGAGUAAAAGAACUUUCAAGAGUAUUUUCUGAGGAUUAUGAGGUAGUGGAGAAGUUGGUAUUGGAUCCACGAGGCCCGGUUGUGAGCAAAUGGAACAAAGUUUUCUUAGUAGCAUGUUUGGUCUCUCUGUUUGUUGAUCCUUUGUUCUUUUACCUGCCAACUGUUAGGAAAAAUUAUUGCAUUGGUAUAUCCUUACCCCUUGAAGCUUCUCUCACAGUCAUUAGGUCACUAGUGGAUGCAUUCUACAUCGUUCAGAUUUCCAUUCGGUUUAGAACAGCUUAUGUUGCUCCUUCCUCUAGAGUAUUUGGUAGAGGAGAGCUUGUUAUUGACACUAGAAAGAUUGCUUCAAGAUAUCUUCGCAAACAUUUUUGGCUUGAUCUUGUGGCUGCACUGCCCGUUCCACAGGUGAUAAUUUGGGCAGCAUUACCAUAUCUGAGAGGUUCAAGAAUGAUUAAUUCGAGAAAUAUUCUUAGGCUCACCAUCAUUUUACAGUAUCUCCUGCGCCUUUAUCUUAUUUUUCCACUUUCAUCUGAAAUUGUCAAGGCCACCGGCCUUGUGACAGAAACAGCAUGGGCUGGAGCAGCAUAUAAUCUUAUGCUCUACAUGAUGGCAAGCCAUGUUUUGGGGUCCUGUUGGUAUCUCUUAGCAUUAGAGCGCCAAGAACAUUGUUGGACUCGUGUUUGUAAUCUUGAGUAUCCAAUUUGCCGCAAUUGGUAUUUUGAUUGCCGCAUAGCGAAUCACAAUGAAAGAGUUGAAUGGUUCAAGGCAAGCAAUAUCUCAAGGCAUUGUGGCUCAGGUAGUCAAUUAUUUGAAUUUGGUAUCUAUGGCGAAGCUUUAAAAUUUAGAGUUUUGUCAUUAGACUUCUUCAGCAAGUAUUUCUAUUGCCUUUGGUGGGGACUGAAAAAUCUAAGCUCUCUAGGCCAGAAUCUUCUUACAAGCACUAUUGUUGAAGAAAUUACUUUUGCCAUUAUCGUAGCCAUUCUAGGAUUGGUUCUCUUCUCAUUGCUCAUAGGGAAUAUGCAAACAUACCUUCAAUCGACAACCGUGAGACUGGAAGAGUGGAGGAUCAGGAGAACCGAUACAGAGCAAUGGAUGCGUCACAGGCAGCUACCACACGAGCUAAAGCAGAAUGUUCGGAGAUACGAUCAGUACCGGUGGAUCGCAACCAGGGGAGUUGACGAAGAAGCCAUUCUCAAAGACCUUCCCGUCGAUCUCCGGCGAGAUAUCAAGCGCCACCUCUGUCUCGAUCUAGUUCGACAAGUUCCGCUUUUCGAUCAAAUGGACGAGAAGACGCUUGACGCGAUCUGUGAAAGGCUUAAACCCUCACUUAGUACCGCCGGAACUUGCCUGGUCCGAGAAGGCGAUCCUGUCAACGCAAUGCUCUUCAUUAUCCGAGGACAUUUGGAUUCGUGCACCACAAACGGUGGCCGUACCGGGUUCUUCAACUCGUGCCGGAUCGGUCCCGGCGAGUUCUGCGGCGAGGAGCUACUAACUUGGGCGCUUGAUCCUCGUCCCGGCGUGGUGCUCCCGUCGUCUACACGUACGGUCAAAGCCAUUGCGCAAGUCGAGGCCUUUGCUCUGAUCUCCGAUGAUCUGAAAUUCGUGGCGGCUCAAUUCCGGCGACUGCACAGCAAACAGAUACGGCAAACGUUCAGGUUCCACUCCCCUCAGUGGCGAACAUGGGCGGCUUGCUUCGUCCAAGCGGCGUGGUUUCGUUACAAGAGAAGGAAGGAAGCUUUGGAGCUGAAGAGGAUGGAGAGUUUCAUUUCAGCAUCAUCGUCGUCGCCUUCGUCGGAGGACAGAUCCAGAUCGGAGGAGAGUUCCGGCUCGGGAAGCACAGGAAUGGGGUUGGGGGUUGCAUAUAAGGGAAAGCUAGGUGGAAGCGUUAGAAGCGGGAGUAAGAGGUUAGGGGCUGAGUUUGAUAUUCUCAGCUCGUUGAAAAAGCCAGUUGAGCCAGAUUUUACAGAUGAAGAUGAUAGAAGAAGAACUUAAACAGAAUUAUUUAGCGCCAAAAUAUAUAUAUAAUUACUAUAGGGCAAUUCUAAUGUAAAGGGUGUAUUCUUUCUCAUGCUACAGGGACUCAUUUGGACCAAUUAAAAGGAGAAAAGAUGAAAAUGUACACAACUUAUGUUGUAUUCAUAUAUAGUCGAUUCCUUCGUGGGAAGUUGGGACCCUGAAUAUCACACAAAGCCCAAGUGUGGCUGUCUGGUUGAACUGCGCGUGGGUGGAAUAUUGGGGAUCUUAUAAAAAUAUUCAUUUUUUCUUUUGUUAUUUUAAUAUUUUUAUUGUCAC
This is a messenger RNA of Cannabis sativa, 3994 nucleotides long. Its product is annotated as protein CNGC15b. Gene Ontology annotation, biological process: transmembrane transport; potassium ion transport. Bases 1631 to 3694 code for a protein of 687 amino acids. The transcript has 7 exons. Gene Ontology annotation, cellular component: membrane. The record is from RefSeq and is a predicted model, not a curated record. Gene Ontology annotation, molecular function: voltage-gated potassium channel activity. NCBI's taxonomy places the organism in Eukaryota, Viridiplantae, Streptophyta, Magnoliopsida, Rosales, Cannabaceae.